AUGUACAAAGUCGGGCGCAAGACUCCGCGAAUUCUUCAAGCGGGUUCCCUUGUGAGGAAUGGUUUCUCUCCUCGUGAUGAGGCCUCUCAAUCGGGAUCUUCAUCUAAUUCGUCUCUUUCAUCUGAAGCCACAUCGCCCAAUUCCCUCAAUACACAAGAAAUUUUCCUCCCGCGAACAAGGUAUUCAAAAAGGAAAAACAAUGCCAGCUCGACAUGUUCGACAACGAGCAACAGUCUGCCCGGAAGUCCAAAGUCGCCGAUGUUGGAGCAGCAGAUGAACGCUUUGUAUAGCUCUUGGAAACGAUUCAUUGAGACGCCCAGCGGGGAACCCGAUCAAAAAGUCGUUGUUUACAGACCAACCACCGAUUGUGCUCGCCCCGAUUUCAAGCCUUUCGACAUCGACUCAUUCUUGAUGGAACGAAUGCUUAAAGAGUUGGAGAUCGAUCCGAAAAUCCUUAAUCUU
Molecule: messenger RNA, 462 nt
Organism: Mesorhabditis belari
Lineage: Eukaryota; Metazoa; Nematoda; Chromadorea; Rhabditida; Rhabditidae
Source: the annotation of a GenBank genome assembly